UUUUUUUAGAACCGUUGUUGUCAGGCAGCAAAGAAGUGAAGACCAUUACUGUCACAAGAUUAAAAGCUGUAACAGGAAAUGUACUUGUGGUACAGAGACCAAGUGCAGAAUACAAGCGUUAAUUUGCUCACAUUCUACCUUGAGCAGUAACAGCAAUCAGUAAUUAACCAGAGGGUGUCAGUGAUUUUGACAGGAACAAGAAGAAGAGGUGAAUGUUGAGGAUAACAACUUGGAUACUGAAGAAAAACCCUGAUGGUGGAAAAGAAAACAUUAUAAGCAAAAUUCAAGAAACAAAAGGAGGAUCAACUGGUGACAUCAGCAUUUAAUGAGACAACUGCCCUGCCUUUACCAGAUCUUCUAGAGCAAUAGCCUGUCUGAAGUCAGGAGGUUCUUCUGUUACUAUGGCCCCCAAUAUUCUCUCAUUGUUCUCCUCUGUAUACUCCAUACAAAUAUAUGCAUGUGCUAUAAUGCUUUGUGUGUUUUAUGAUGUCAAAGUCUAUUCUUCAGAGAUGUCAGAAACUCCCAUUGCAUUGUGCCACUGCAGCUUCAUAACUAAUACCAGUUCUACCCUCGUAGAAUUGGAGAAAGAGGUCAAGACAUUCCAAAAGACUUUGCUGCUGUACUCGGAUAGAAAAGUCCAGCCAUCCAAUUGCUCUCAUUCUCAGAGUACAGUGUGCAUUAUAGAGGAGCUGGAAAUGGGGAGCAACUGUUUAAAUUUGAGGCACUUUGAGUCAACAGACCAUUUAAAACAUACUGACAAGAUGAAUAACACUUGUGCUGGCUGGUCUGAAAUAAAGAACUUGACUGUAAAUGCGACAGCUGAGGCACAACUGACAUCUUCUUCAAACAUGAACUCAAAAGAAAUCCAUGUCACGGUAAAUAAGACGGUGGUUGUUGAUCUUUUCCAUGAUGUUGUCAUUCCUUGUACCUUCAAUGGAUCCGUUGAGCUACUGAGCUCUUUUGUGUACUGGACAAAGCAGAACUCCUCUAAAACCUCCAUUAUCAUGGCUUAUGAGAAUGGAACCAGGCAGCCUGGGAAAGAAUCCUCAAGUUAUAGGAACCGAACCAAACUUAUGUUUGAUACCACACUGGGAGACGCCUCCUUGUUUCUAAAGAAAGUAUUGUUGACAGACAGUGGAAGCUAUUUUUGUCGAGUUGGUAGCUUAAAAAGUGGAACCUUUGGUGAAGCAGGAAUGAAUCUGACAGUAACUGGGACACAUCCUGAUUCUCAUUCAUCCACAAGUAUAUUAUGGAUUACUUUAGGUGUAUCUGCACUGAUCAUUUUUGGGAUCGGUAUAUUACAGUUUUUCUCGAUUGGUUUGGCUCAUUUCUUGAAACAGAAAUUACAUUCUUAAAACUAUAA
Messenger RNA from Polypterus senegalus (gray bichir), 1363 nucleotides. RefSeq lists its product as uncharacterized. The record is from RefSeq and is a predicted model, not a curated record. The transcript has 5 exons. The coding region runs from base 402 to 1355 and encodes 317 amino acids. Lineage: Eukaryota; Metazoa; Chordata; Cladistia; Polypteriformes; Polypteridae.